Molecule: messenger RNA, 1493 nt
Organism: Manis pentadactyla (Chinese pangolin)
Lineage: Eukaryota; Metazoa; Chordata; Mammalia; Pholidota; Manidae
Gene: NCCRP1
Product: NCCRP1, F-box associated domain containing
Exons: 6
Coding region: 37-870 (277 amino acids)
Biological process (GO): SCF-dependent proteasomal ubiquitin-dependent protein catabolic process; glycoprotein catabolic process
Cellular component (GO): SCF ubiquitin ligase complex; cytoplasm
Molecular function (GO): ubiquitin protein ligase activity
Source: RefSeq, a predicted model, not a curated record
CCUACAGAGGAGCGCGACAGUAGCCCAGACCCAGCGAUGGAGGAGGAGGUACGGCACAGACAGGAGCUCGCCGGCGGGAUGCAAGCGGACGGGCCCGCGAGCCCCCGGGAGCCGCCGUCGCCGCCGUCGCCGCCGUCGCCACCCCCGCCGCCGUCGCCGCCCCCACCGUCCACGCCGAAGUCGCCCGCGGCCCCCGAGAGCCCCGGGCUCCCCGCGCCGGAGCAGCCGCAGCCGUCGGAGGCCUACGCCCGGCAGCUGCUGCUGCAGGAGUGGGGGCCGCCGGGCGGGAGCCUGGAGCUGCCCGCGCGCCUCACCUGGAAGCUGCUCCUCCUGCGGCGGCCGCUCUACCGCAACCUGCUGCGCUCGCCCAACCCCGAAGGCAUCAACAUUUAUGAGCCAGCACCCUCUACUGGUCCCACCCAGCAGCCCCUGGAGUCUCUAGGCAAUUUCCACGGGUGGUUCAUCAGAACCGAGAAGCUCCAGCAGGGCCACAGCUGGACCGUGAAGCAGCAGUGUGUGGAUCUCCUGGCUGAGGGCCUGUGGGAGGAGCUGCUGGACGACGAGCAGCCGGACAUCACAGUCAUGGACUGGUAUGAGGACAGCCGGCUGGACACAUGUGUCUAUGAGCUACAUGUCUGGUUGCUGGCAGCUGACCGCCGCUCAGUCAUCGCACAGCACCAUGUGGCCCCCCAGACCUCUGGGAGGGGACCCCCAGGCUGCUGGGUCCAGGUAUCCCAUGUGUUCCGCCGGUAUGGCCCGGGUGUGCGCUUUGUCCACUUCCUGCACAAGACUAAGAACCGGAUGGAGCCCGGAGGACUGCGGAGGACGAGGGUGACUGACUCCUCUGUGUCUGUGCAGUUCAAAGAGUGACUGGCUGACUCUGGGCCUAUUCAGACCCCUUGUCUUAUCUAUCCAACCCCAUGACAUCUUCCUGAUCCCUUAGCCCCUCUCUGACCCCUUAGCACUUUCCCAACCCCUUAUCAUUUCCAUGACCUCUUAGCACUUCCCUGACCCCUUAGCAAUUCUCUGAUCCUUAGCAGCUCACUGACCCUUAGUGCCUCCCUGACCUCUUGCAACUCCCUGACACUUUUGCACCUCCCUAACACCUUAGUACCUCCUUGCUCCCUUAUCACCUCUGACCUCUUAGCAUCUCUCUCACCUCCCUGACCCUUACAAGUACCUAAUUACCACUGAAAGCCUCCUUAACCCAUUAUCUCUGCCAUGUUCUCUUUACUCCUCCCAGAUAGAUGUUCAGCACCACCCUGCUCCCUUAAUUUCUUCAUGACCCCUCAUCUCCUUGAUGGUUUACUACCACCUAGGCCCCUUAACCCUGCCCCGUCCUGGGCUGCUCAUUGGAAAUCUUCACACAUCCUUGAGUGUCUGACUUUUGGCAUUUCCCCUGCAUUCUCUGAGCUCUGGGAAGGCAGGGGCCCCUUCCUCCUGAGUUGGUGCUUGACAGAUAUUAGGUGUGCAAUAAAGCUUUGUUGACUGAA